Solanum lycopersicum (tomato) is the source of this 1461-nucleotide messenger RNA. RefSeq names its product BES1/BZR1 homolog protein 4. Gene Ontology annotation, biological process: DNA-templated transcription; brassinosteroid mediated signaling pathway. NCBI's taxonomy places the organism in Eukaryota, Viridiplantae, Streptophyta, Magnoliopsida, Solanales, Solanaceae. Gene Ontology annotation, molecular function: DNA-binding transcription factor activity. The record is from RefSeq and is a predicted model, not a curated record.
CUUCUUCUUCUUCAUCUUACAAAUUUUCAACUUCAAGCCGAUCCAGAACUAAACCGGUUUCACACUCGAACCGCUUUUUUAAUCCGGUUCGAUCUCUAUUUACAGCAGUAUUCCGGCGACCUGAAUGACUUCCGGCACGAGGUUACCGACAUGGAAGGAAAGAGAGAACAAUAAACGGAGAGAACGACGGCGAAGAGCAAUCGCCGCGAAGAUCUUCGCCGGACUUAGAAUGUACGGUAACUAUAAGCUUCCUAAACACUGUGAUAACAACGAGGUGUUGAAAGCUCUGUGUAAAGAAGCUGGUUGGAUCGUUGAAGAAGAUGGAACUACUUACAAAAAGGGAUGCAAGCCAGUAGGACAUGUGGAUAUUAUAGGUUAUUCAGCAUCUGUAAGCCCCUGCUCAUCUUACCAACCGAGUCCGGGUGCUUCGUAUAAUCCAAGUCCUGCUUCAUCAUCUUUCCCUAGCCCAGUCUCAUCCAAUUAUGUUGCAAAUGUCCAAAAUAAUCAUGAUCCUAACACCCUAAUUCCUUGGCUUAAGAAUCUCUCAUCCGGAUCAUCGCCUUCAUCAUCCAGAUUUCCCCACCAUUUGUACAUUCCUGGGAGCUCUAUAAGUGCGCCUGUUACUCCACCUUUGAGCUCUCCCACAGCUCGUACACCUAGAAUGAGCGAUGAUCCCAUGGCAAAUUCAGGGUGGGCACAACAACACUAUGCCUUCUUACCAUCUUCUACCCCCGCCAGUCCUGGUCGUCAAACACCACCAGAUUCUGGUUGGCUUUCUGGUGUUCAAACUCCACAAGACGGACCUUCAUCCCCUACGUUUAGCCUUGUCUCACCAAAUCCAUUCGGAUUCAAGGAGCCAAUAUCAAAUGGAGGGUCUCGGAUGUGGACACCAGGGCAAAGUGGGGCAUGUUCUCCUGCCAUUGCCUCAGGUAUCGACCAAACAGCUGACGUACCAAUGUCGGAUGCUAUUUCAGCAGAGUUUGCAUUUGGCAGCCAUAUGAUGGGAUUAGUGAAGCCAUGGGAAGGUGAAAGAAUUCACGAGGAGUGUGCUACUGAUGAUCUCGAGCUUACACUUGGCAACUCUAGCACUAGAUAGAGAAGUACAAGAGAAGUCUACUUAAUUCAUUGAUUUUGAUCAUAAACAUAUCUUUGUGCAAAUUUGAAGUUUAACUUAUUAUGUCAAUCACUUCUGAAUGUGAAGAUGUUGUGGUUAGUAAAACCAGUUUAAAAUGCACAGUAGCAACAAAUGAUACAUUUUCUUGUAGAUUGAAGUAUUUAUUUUCGCACAUUUCCCCAUUAAUUUUCCCUGUAUUUGUAGUACUAUCCCAAUUUUUUAUAUUCUUUUUAUUUUUUUUCCUCUUUCAAGAUUGGAAUUACUUUUUUUAUUUUUGUAGUUAUCUUUUGUAAUUGUUCACAUCAUAUAGUAUGUAGGAGUUGACUUACAAGAAGUGUUUUUCUCUA